Molecule: messenger RNA, 309 nt
Organism: Ochotona curzoniae (black-lipped pika)
Lineage: Eukaryota; Metazoa; Chordata; Mammalia; Lagomorpha; Ochotonidae
Gene: CLEC2D
Product: C-type lectin domain family 2 member D
Exons: 4
Coding region: 1-309 (102 amino acids)
Source: RefSeq, a predicted model, not a curated record
AUGCCCUACAAGAAGCUCAGUCAGGACUUCUGUGCCUCCCACGCAGCCACUCUCGCCGUAUUCAACACCACAAAAGAACUGGAUUUCCUGAAACGCUAUUCAGACCACUCUCAAUAUUGGAUUGGUUUGAGCAGAAGACAGGGGCACACUUGGCAGUGGAUAGAUGGAACCGUACACAGUGGUUGGUUUAAAAUAAUUGGAAUCGGAGAAUGUGCCUAUCUACAUAAAACUGGCGUCAGCAGUGCAAGCAGCCAUUUGGUUAGAAAAUGGAUUUGCAGCAAACCAGACACAUAUACAACAGGAAGUUAA